AAAGGAUAUAUAUGAAGAGAAACGCGAGGAAGGAUAUUCACAACAACAGGACAGCAAGCGCCAUGAGGAGCCUGAUUCUGAUUUCCGCUAUUGCACUUGCGGCUUCUAUGCCCAAUGACUACGAAUGGUCAGGGCCCAGAGAAGGAAGCUCCACUCGUGGUGCCGCUGGUGCUUCGAGAGCAACGGUCACUCAGGGAACUUCAUCGGGGAUAGCCUCUGUUCAAGGAACCAUUUCCGGAACAGCCGCUCACCAAGGAACUUCGUCGGGAACUUCCUUUGGUCGUGGGACUGCAUCCGGAGCGGCAGUCAGCCGCGGACUUUCUUCGGGAACAACCUUUGGCCUUGGAACCACGAGUCAGGGUCCUUGCGGAGGUGGACAGGUGCGCUACGUGGAUGGAAGUGUGACGCUCGUCGUGUGAACCGUCGCGUCUUUCUCUACGACGUUCCCUCCAACGUGCAGACAAGCGGCCCUGUCAACAUCCCCGAUCCUCACGUCGAGACCAAUAUUGUGUUAAUUCGGACUCCCGAAGGCGGUCUUGGACAACAACCUGUGGUCAUUCCUCCACCCCGACAGAAUCACGUGGUUUACAUCCUGAAUAAGCAAAACCGUGAAGGGCCAGGGGUGAUCGAAGUACCUUCAUCCGGCCCUUCAACCCCUGAGGUUUACUUCGUCAACUACGCCGAAGGAGAGAACCCAACCCUUCCAGGCGGGGUGGACCUCCAAUCGGCUCUUCAAGCGGCCAGUCAAGGUGCAGCUCAAGCUGUAGGUUUAGUAGGACAGUCCUCAUCGACUGUUGGUCAGAAUGUAGGUUCGACAGGUUAUUCUGGUGUUCAGAACUUCGGAUCACGGAUUCCAUCCGGCUCCUUUAGUGGUCAAGUGACCGGGUUAUCAGGUCAAUCUGCGUCAUUUCGUGAUCAAGCGAUCGGCUCCGAGUCGGCAGGUCAAACUACCCCUGACUUUGAUCUUAGGGGAUCAACACAGAAUGUUGGAUCAGCUGGACUUGCUGUCUCCACAAGUGGUAGGGCUGGAACCGCAGAUUCGACAGGUCAGCCAAUUCUUUCUAAUGGCCAGGUCUCAGGGCCUGCAAUUUCGUCUGGGUCCUCGAGCAGCCAAGUGAUCGAGUUAACAGGUCAGUUUGCUUCACUUGACGACCAGGCGAUUGGCUCAGCAGGUCGCUCUGCCUUCUCCGGUGCCAAGAUUCCUGGAGCAGUGAGUCCGGCUUCCUCUACUAGAGGUUCAUCCGUUGCAAGUCAACCCUCUGGUCUGUACACAUAACCAUAAAUUCCAGGGAGUUGCAGCCUCUAUAAUAAAUCAAAAUAAUGUUACAAUAAUUUUGCACAUAUCAUUAUGACAGUUGUUGGAAUAUCUUUAUUUUUUAUUGUUUGUAUAUUUACUUGAUGUUUGUUGUUCGUAUAUUGUUUUCAUAAUGUACAUGUUUCUAAAUAAAUCUUAUGAAAAAUA
Penaeus vannamei (Pacific white shrimp) is the source of this 1462-nucleotide messenger RNA. Its product is annotated as putative per-hexamer repeat protein 5. The record is from RefSeq and is a predicted model, not a curated record. NCBI's taxonomy places the organism in Eukaryota, Metazoa, Arthropoda, Malacostraca, Decapoda, Penaeidae.